AUGGCCAAAUUGACGUUGUCCUCCCGCACGCCACAGACUGUCGACUCAUUCCUACAGUUUAUUAACAAAAGUCCAUCACCAUUUCAUGCCGUAUAUGAGAUUGUGCAAAAACUGACUGCCGCUGGCUUUCAGCAGCUACGUGAAGAGGAUUCGUGGAAAGAUGUCGUCCAGCCUAAUGGCAAAUACUAUGUGACGCGUAAUCAGUCCGCUAUCAUUGCAUUUGCUGUGGGUGGUCAAUACCAGCAUGGCAAUGGCUUUCAUGUUAUUGGUGCUCAUACUGAUAGUCCAUGUCUUAAGGUCAAGCCCGUAUCCAACAUUGAGUCUCAGGGCUGGUUACAGGUGGGCGUCGAGACGUAUGGAGGAGGUCUAUUUCACACAUGGUUUGAUCGUGAUUUGGGACUUGCAGGGCGCGUUAUUGUGCGUGAGAGUGACACGAGCUUUCAGUCCAAACUACUGCUUGUUGACCGUCCGAUUCUGCGUAUUCCCACACUUGCAAUCCAUUUGGACCGUAAAGUCGGGGAAGGCUUUACAUUCAAUAAGGAGACGCAUUUACGUCCCGUAAUUGCCUCAGCUGCUCGUGCUGAACUAGAGGCGACACUGGAUUGUAAGGAUCAGCCAAAGUCCAAGCAUUCGUCGGUUCUGCUGCAGCUCAUUACAAAAGAGUUGGACGUGACGAUUGAUCAAAUUUGUGACUUUGAGUUGUGUCUAUUUGACACACAGGGAGGAAAUGUUGGUGGACUGUUGGACGAGUUUAUUUUCUCGCCCAGAUUGGACAAUUUGUGCUGCUCGUGGCUGGCCACGCAGGCGCUAAUCAAUUCACUGGACAAUCUGACGGGCGACGAAAACGUCCGUGUAGCGGCACUUUUUGAUAACGAGGAGGUAGGAUCGCAGUCUCUUAUGGGAGCCGGGUCCAAUUUCAUGCAGUCGGUGGCGGAGCGUGUGGCACAAGGGGAGUUGUGCGGCGCCGCGGCCAGGAAAUCGUUCAUGGUGUCAGCUGAUAUGGCACACGGCGUACAUCCCAACUAUGCUGAGAAGCACGAACAGAAUCACCGACCAGCUAUACAUGCAGGACCAGUGAUUAAGUACAACGCCAACGAGCGUUACGCCACAAGCGGCACGUCGGCUUUUUUGAUGAAAGAGCUUGCACGUCGUCAUAAUGUGGAUAUUCAGGAGUUUGUGGUACGUCAAGAUACCGGCUGCGGUUCCACGAUUGGUCCUAUUCUCUCGACCAGUACGGGCAUCCGUACGAUCGAUGUGGGUCUUGCACAACUGAGUAUGCACAGUAUUCGUGAGAUGUGCGGUACUGAGGAUCUAGUGAAGUCACUGGAUUGGUUUACGGCUUUCUAUUCGGAGUUCUCGUCCAUUGACAAGUGCCUAAAGACUGAUUAA
Peronospora belbahrii is the source of this 1389-nucleotide messenger RNA. The record is from the annotation of a GenBank genome assembly. NCBI's taxonomy places the organism in Eukaryota, Oomycota, Peronosporomycetes, Peronosporales, Peronosporaceae.